AAGGCACUUUGCAUGAAAGGCAAAGCCCAUUGGUUACUGCCUGUGUAUUUCCAUUACACUAGUACGCAUUAAUCAGCGGCCUCUUUCUCUCUCUCUCUCUCUUGCUGGUUCUGUGUAUGUGUUUUGCUUUUGCUUGAAAUUGUACCGACAUAGUUCCUAACAAAUGGGGUUUCAUUUCUCCUACGUAGGAUUUCUAACAAAGUGAUGGUUUCUUCUUCAUCUUCUUCUACUAUUGACAUGUGAGCACUACUUCUACUACUGUCCUUCUUUUGCCUUCUUCAAUCUCUUCACAGUUUGGAGGGUCUUAUCAGAAUCUUUAGCUUCACUCGGGCAUUAAGAUUGACCAAUUGAAAUAAAGCUGAACAACCAAGAAUCGUGCGUUGGAUCACUUGGAUGGUAACAAUGGCUAUGCAAACUAUAUUUUUCAAAGAACAUGAAGGACUUGUCCCUAAUACCAUAGGGCAAUUGUCAUCAGUACCAUCUGCACCUUGGUGGAGCACAUUUGGAUCACCAUCAAUUUAUGGAGAAUCUUGUGGCCAAUUGAAGCAAUUAUCCAUGGAACCUCCUGGUAGCGGAGACCAACUCAGUGCCACUAAACAGGCCGGAAGGGGCACUGAACUGGGACCAGAUAAAGGGAAUACAAAUCAAUUCACUAUCUUUCCUGGGGAUGGGCAAAAACAUCAAGCGACUAUCUCUCUUCAGACAUCUCUGCCAGAGUAUAAUGCUCGUUUUGAGCUUGGAUUUGGUCAGCCUAUGAUUUGUACAAAAUAUCCAUAUGUGGAUCAACGCUAUGGAGUCUUCUCUUAUGGACCUCAAAUAUCGGGACGCAUAAUGCUGCCACUGAACUUAACUACAGAUGAUGGACCCAUAUAUGUGAAUGCUAAACAGUACCAUGGAAUCAUCAGGCGUCGACAGUCCCGUGCUAAGGCAGCAGUACUGGAGAAUAGGUUGCCUAGAACUCGUAAGGCAUAUAUGCAUGAAUCACGCCAUCUUCAUGCACUGCGUCGGCCACGGGGAUGUGGCGGCCGUUUCUUGAACACAAAGAAUUUGGACAAUGUAAAAGGGGGAACUGAAGCGAAGAAAGUUGGGGAUGGACAACUGUCUCAGCCCUCGGGUUCACAGAGUUCUGAAGUGCUGCAAUCUGACAGCGGAACUCUGAACUCAUCAAAGGAAAUCAAUGGCAGCGGUUCUAACAUUUCAGGAUCAGAGGUGACUAGCAUGUACUCUAGGGGAGAUCUCGGUCACCUUCCGAUAAGUCAUCUUGGGCGGGCGAUCCACUCUCUCUCGGAUAUGAUGGACAGCAAUCGUGGUAUCGUCAUGCCCACCAAGUGGAUUGCAGCAGGGGAUACCUGCUGCAAUCUUAAAGUUUGAUGGCAAGGGUGCAAAUGGGGUCGAUGCUUUGCUUGGUCAUCGUUUUGACCCCAUCCUUGCUGCAACCAGAUGGAGAAGCUCUGUUGUAGAAGACUACCAUGGUCAUCACAGCGAGUUUUGGUACAGUUGUUACCCCCAUUUGGUUGUAAAGGCAAUUCAUUCUUGGCUCAUAGCAUAAAGGUUGUUUAUUGCCCCUGCUUGCAAUACAAGCCUUAAUGCAGUUUCUAGUAAAACUAAUGUAGUAGUAGAAUACAUAUGGGUUAUAUUCCCUUAAAUAAAAAGACACUAAAAGUCUGGAAUGUAUUUUAUGUUUUUUAGUUGUAAAAAAAAAGGUGUGUUUUCUGAGUGUGGUAUUGUAAUUUAAAAUAUGGUGUAUUGAGUAUUUGACAUCUUGAACUGAUGUAAUGUGUUUUCUAAGUGUGGUAUUGUAGUUUAAAAUAUGGGUGUAUUGAGUAUUUGACAUCUUGAACUGAUGUAAUGCAGAAUUUUUGUAAUCUGUGUUGUGAUAUGUAUUGGUAGAAGAAUAAUGUUGUUGUUAGAAGAAUAAUGUUGUUGUCUUAAUUAAACAACGAUGUUUUGUGACUA
This is a messenger RNA of Ziziphus jujuba (common jujube), 1956 nucleotides long. Its product is annotated as nuclear transcription factor Y subunit A-10. Gene Ontology annotation, molecular function: RNA polymerase II cis-regulatory region sequence-specific DNA binding; DNA-binding transcription factor activity, RNA polymerase II-specific. The transcript is spliced from 6 exons. The record is from RefSeq and is a predicted model, not a curated record. The coding region runs from base 394 to 1371 and encodes 325 amino acids. Lineage: Eukaryota; Viridiplantae; Streptophyta; Magnoliopsida; Rosales; Rhamnaceae. Gene Ontology annotation, biological process: regulation of transcription by RNA polymerase II.